AUGAUCAUUCCAGUUGGAUACACCAUACCUGUCUCGACGUUGGAGACAGAGGCUCUGGGCUGUGAUCAACGUGUCUGGCAACACUGCAACCGGUCAGUCAAGAUGGGGACAGAGGUUCAUGGCUGUGGACAACUUGGCAGCAUGGCGUCGCACUUGUCAUCGUGGCUGUCUGUCUGGUUGGAGUCAGAGGUUGUCGACGGUGGCCAUCAUGGAAGCAUGGAGGCGGUCAGCAUGACGGUGGUCAGCUCGGAGGCGGGCGGUAGUCAACGUGGCAGUUAG
This is a messenger RNA of Acytostelium subglobosum LB1, 279 nucleotides long. RefSeq lists its product as hypothetical. Bases 1 to 279 code for a protein of 92 amino acids. The record is from RefSeq and is a predicted model, not a curated record. The transcript has a single exon. NCBI's taxonomy places the organism in Eukaryota, Evosea, Eumycetozoa, Acytosteliales, Acytosteliaceae.